Messenger RNA from Nannospalax galili (Upper Galilee mountains blind mole rat), 6579 nucleotides. RefSeq names its product ciliary rootlet coiled-coil, rootletin (gene Crocc). The record is from RefSeq and is a predicted model, not a curated record. The coding region runs from base 124 to 6126 and encodes 2000 amino acids. NCBI's taxonomy places the organism in Eukaryota, Metazoa, Chordata, Mammalia, Rodentia, Spalacidae. The transcript is spliced from 37 exons.
GGUCACGUGGGGGCACUGCAGGAUUUAAGCUUAAUCUUCUGGGUGCUUAGCAAAGCGGCCUGGCAUUAAGAUGUGCCCUAGAGAGGAAGACUGUGGGGUACCCACAAAUUCCCCCUCUUCCUUAUGAACCUGGGACUAGCGGGGUCACUGCAGGCCCAGAUAGCACUGGAGACUGCGAUCCAGUCAUUGGAGAGUUAUGUCCUGGAGCCAGGCCAAGAGAAGGGCCUGAGUGUGCAGGACCUGGCUCAGGAGUCCCCAUGCACCAGCCUGCCCACCUGCAUCAGGCAGAUCGUCACCCGGAACCUCUCCCAGCCUGAGAGCCCAGCCCCACCGCAGGUCCCAGUGAUGACCUCCAUGCUGUCACUACAAGAGGAAAACCAGCUGCUGCAGCAGGAGCUGUCCCGAGUGGAGGACCUGCUGGCCCAGAGCCGAGCUGAGCGUGAUGAGCUAGCCAUCAAGUAUAAUGCCGUCAAUGAGAGGCUGGAGCAGGCUGUGCGGCUGGAGUCUGGGGAGCUGGAGGCACAGGAGCCCAGGGGGCUGGUGCGUCAGAGUGUGGAGCUGCGGAGGCAGCUGCAGGAGGAACAGGCCUCCUACCGGCGUAAGCUGCAGGCCUACCAGGAGGGCCAGCAGCGGCAGGCCCAGCUUGUGCAGCGGCUGCAGGCCAAGAUUCUCCAGUACAAGAAGAAAUGCUCAGAGCUGGAGCAGCAGCUGCUGGAUAAGUCCACCGAGCUGGAGCAGCAGCGGCUGAGGGACACAGAGCACAGCCAAGACCUGGAGAGUGCCCUUCUGCGCCUGGAGGAGGAGCAGCAGAGGAGUGCCAGUCUGGCCCAGGUGAACGCUAUGUUGAGAGAGCAGCUGGACCAGGUAGGCUCGGCCAACCAGGCCCUGAGCGAGGACAUUCGAAAAGUGACCAGUGACUGGACCCGUAGCUGCAAGGAACUGGAGCAGCGGGAGGCAGCAUGGAGGCGUGAGGAGGAGUCCUUCAACGCCUACUUCAGCAGCGAGCACAGCCGCCUGCUGCUCCUGUGGAGACAGGUCAUGGGGCUCCGACGGCAGGUCAGCGAGGUGAAGAUGGGCACAGAGAGGGACCUGCUGCAGCUGGGAGGGGAGCUGGUUCGGACAUCCCGGGCUGUCCAGGAGGCAGGCCUGGGGCUGCGUGCCAGUCUACAGCGCUCUGAGAGCCGAACCGAGGCGGCUCUGGAGAAGCAGGCACUGCUGCAGGCUCAGCUAGACGAGCAGCUGCGGGCCAAGCUGCUUCGGGAGAAGGACCUGGCCCAGCUGCAGGUGCAGAGUGACCUAGACAAGGCUGACCUCAGUGCCAGAGUGACAGAGCUGGCUCUGUCCGUGGAGCGUCUUCAGAAUCUGAACACAGAGAAAGAACAGGUCAACAGGACCCUCUCUGACAAGCUGGAGGCCCUGGAAUCUUUGCGGCUACAGGAGCAGGCAGGCUUAGACACUGAGGAUGGAGAGGCGCUGCAGCAGACCCUGAGGGACCUGGCUCAGGCCGCCCUAUCGGACACUGAGAGCGGAGUCCAGCUCAGCGGCUCCGAGCGCACUGGGGACACCUCGGAAGGCAGCCUGCGGGGACUCUCGGGCCUGCGCACCCCAUCUCCACCUCGGCGCUCCUCACCGGGUCGUGGCCGUUCCCCGCGCCGAGGCCCGUCUCCGGCCUGCUCAGACUCCUCCACUCUCACGCUGAUCCACUCUGCCCUGCACAGACGCCAGCUGCAGGUCCAGGAUAUGCGUGGGCGCUACGAAGCCAGCCAGGACCUGCUAGGCACUGUGCGGAAGCAGCUCAGUGACAGCGAGGGUGAGCGGCGUGGGCUGGAGGAGCAGCUGCAGCGCCAGCGGGAUAAGACCGAUGCUGCUGCCCAGGCCCAAGAGGACAUGCAUCGAGAGGCCCAGCGCCUGCGGAGCGCCAACGACCUCCUGAGCAGGGAGAAGAGCAGCCUGACUCACAGCCUGCAGGUGGCCCAGCAGCAGGCUGAGGAGCUGCGUCAGGAGGUAGAGAAGCUGCAGGUGGCUCAAGAGGAGCUGCGGCGGCAGCACAACCAGCUGGAGGAGCAGCAGGAGGACACAGUGCAGGAGGGUGCCCGGGCCCGCAGGGAGCUGGAGCGCAGCCAUAGGCAGCUGGAACACCUGGAAGUGAAGCGCUCAGGGCUAGUGAAGGAGCUCGUGGAAGUGCGGGAGGCACUGAGCCUGGCCACACUGCAGCGGGACGUGCUACAGGCUGAGAAGGCCGAGGUGGCUGAUGCUCUGACCAAGGCCGAGGCUGGUUGUGUGGAGCUGGAGCUCUCCAUGACCAAGCAGAGAGCAGAGGAGGCCUCCUUGAGGGAUUCCUUGUCCAAGCUGAGUGCCCUCAAUGAGAGCCUUGCCCAGGACAAGCUGGGACUAAACCGCCUCAUCGCCCAGCUGGAGGAGGAAAAGGUGGCCCUGCUGGGCAGGCAGCAACAGGCAGAGCAUGACACCACCCUGGCUCUGGAGGAGCAGGAGCGGCUGGAGCAGCUGAGGCUGGAGCAGGAGGUGGAGCGGCAGGGCCUGGAGGGCUCCCUGUAUGUGGCAGAGCAGGCUCGGGAGGCCCUGGAGCAGCAGCUCCUCACACUUCGCAGUGAACGCAGCCGCCUGCAGGAGCAGCUGGCCCAGCUCUCCCGGCAGUUGAAUGGGCGGGAGCAGGAGCUGGAGCAGGUCCAGCGAGAGUCACAACGGCAGGUGGAGGCUCUGGAGCGUGCAGCCCGGGAGAAGGAGGCAUUGGCUAAGGAGCGGGCUGGCCUGGCUGUGCAGCUGGCAGCAGCGGAACGUGAGGGUCGGACCCUGUCAGAGGAGGCCAUUCGCCUGCGCUUGGAGAAGGAAGCCCUGGAGAGCAGCCUGUUUGAUGUGCAGAGGCAGCUGGCUCAGCUCGAGGCCCGCCGGGAACAGCUAGAAACGGAGGGACAAGCCCUGCUGCUGGCCAAGGAGACCCUGAGUGCGGAGCUGGCAGGCCUGCGGCAGCAGGUAGCAACCACAGAAGAGAAAGCAGCUCUGGACAAGGAGCUGAUGGCCCAGAAGCUGGUGCAGGCCGAGCGGGAGGCACAGGCCUCUCUGCGAGAGCAGCGAGCAGCCCACGAGGAAGACCUUCAGCGACUCCAGCAUGAGAAGGAGGCAGCAUGGCGGGAGCUGCAGGUAGAGCGGGCCCAGCUGCAGGGCCAGCUGCAGAGGGAGCGGGAGGAGCUGCUGGCACGGAUGGAGGCCGAGAAGGAAGAGCUGAGUGAGGAGAUUGCUACACUGCAGCAGGAGCGGGAUGAGGGCCUUCUCCUGGCUGAGACUGAGAAGCAGCAGGCCUUGUCCCUGAAGGAGUCAGAGAAAACAGCGCUGUCUGAGAAGUUGAUGGGGACCCGGCACAGUCUGGCUGCUAUCUCUCUGGAGAUGGAACGGCAGAAGCGAGAUGCCCAGAGCCGGCAGGAGCAGGACCGGAACACCAUGAACACCCUGAUGUCUGAGUUGCGGGACCUCCGGGCUCAACUGGAGGAGGCUGCUACAGCCCAUGCUCAGGAGGUGAAAGUACUUAAGGAGCAGGCAGGGGACCUGGGCAGGCAGCGGGAGUCCUGUGUGCGUGAGGCAGAAGAGCUUCGGACUCAGCUGCGCCUUUUGGAGGACACCCAUGAUGGGUUGCGGAGGGAGUUGCUGGAAGCCCAGCGCAAGGUUCGGGACAGCCAGGAAGGCUGUGAGACCCAACACCAGGAGGUCAGCGAACUGAGGCGCAGUCUGAGUGAGGGUGCCAAGGAGCGAGAGGCCCUGCGGCGCUCCAACGAGGAGCUGAGGGCUGCUGUGAAGAAGGCUGAGAGUGAGCGCAUCAGCCUGAAGCUUACCAGUGAGGACAAGGAGCAGAAGCUGGCCCUCUUGGAGGAGGCUCGGGUGGCUGUGGGCAAGGAGGCUGGAGAGCUGAGGGCCAUGCUGCAAGAAGUGGAGCGUUCCCGGCUGGAGGCUCGGCGAGAGCUUCAGGAGCUGAGGCGGCAGAUGAAGACACUGGAAAGUGACAAUGCCAGGCUGGGCCGGGAGUUGGCAGACCUGCAGGGCCGCCUGGCCCUGGCUGAGCGGGCAGAGAAGGAGAGCCGGCGAGAGGCCCUGGGCUUUCGGCAGAAGCUGCUGAAAGGGGAGGCCAGCCUGGAGGCCUUGCGGCAGGAGCUGCAGGGAUCCCAGCGGAAGCUGCAGGAGCAGGAGGGCGAGUUCCGGGCCCGUGAGCGAGGCCUGCUGGGCUCCCUGGAGGAGGCGCGCGCCGCCGAGAAGAAGCAGCUGGACGUGGCCCGCAGCCUGGAGCUGAGGCUGGAAGCGGCGAAGGCCGAGGCCGCGGAGCUGGGGCUGCGGCUGAGCGCGGCCGAGGGCCGGGCGCAGGGCCUGGAGGUGGAGCUGGCCCGCGUGGAGGCGCAGCGGCGGGUAGCCGAGGCCCAGCUAGGCGGCCUGCGCUCCGCCCUGCGCCGGGGCCUGGGCCUGGGCCGCGCGCCCAGCUCGCCAGCGCUGGACGCUGGAGGAAGCGGGGAUGGUCUCAGCAGCCCCAGUUCCUUGGAACGCAACCCUCGGUCUCAGCCAUCAUCCCCAGGGACUGCUACCUUCCCAGCACCUGCAGACCUGGAUCCCGAGGCAGUGCGAGAGGCCCUCCGAGACUUCCUACAGGAGCUGCGGAGUGCCCAGCGGGAGCGGGAUGAACUUCGGACCCAGACCAGCACCCUGAGUCGACAGCUGACCGAAGUGGAGGCAGAGAGGGACAGUGCGACCUCAAGGGCCAGACAGCUGCAGAAGGCAGUGGCUGAGAGCGAGGAAGCUCGGCGCAGUGUAGACGGGCGGCUGAGUGGGGCCCAGGCGGAACUGGCACUGCAGGAGGAGAGUGUGCGGCGCAGCAAGCGGGAGUGCAGGGCCACGCUGGACCAGAUGGCUGUGCUGGAGAGGAGCCUGCAGGCCACUGAGAGUGAACUCCGGGCCAGUCAGGAGAAGAUCAGCAAGAUGAAGGCCACCGAGGUGAAGCUGGAGAGUGACAAGCGGCGGCUAAAGGAGGUGCUGGAUGCCUCCGAGAGCCGCUCCAUCAAGCUGGAGCUACAGCGGCGUGCUCUGGAGGGCGAGCUACAGCGCAGCCGCCUGGGCCUCAGUGACCGUGAGGCCCACGCCCAGGCCCUCCAGGAUCGGGUGGAUUCCCUGCAGAGACAGGUGGCAGACAGUGAGGUAAAGGCGGGGACCUUGCAGCUAACAGUGGAACGGCUAACUGGGGUGCUGACCAAGGUAGAGGAGAGUGAGGGGGUCCUGCGAAGCAAGGUGCAGAACCUGACAGAUGCCCUGGCCCAGAGCAACACCAGCCUCUCCAGCACCCAGGACAAGAAUCUGCACCUGCAGAAGGCCUUGACUGCCUGUGAACAUGACCGCCAAGUGCUCCAGGAACGGCUGGACGCUGCCCGGCAGGCGUUAUCUGAAGCUCGGAGGCAGAGCAGCUCCCUAGGUGAGCAGGUGCAGACGUUGCGGGGAGAGCUGGCUGACCUGGAGCUGCAGCGGGGUGAGGCUGAGGGCCAGCUACAGCAGUUGCAGCAGGUGCUGCGACAGCGGCAGGAAGGCGAGGCCACGGCUCUGCGCACAGUCCAGAAGCUGCAGGAGGAGCGGCGGCUGCUGCAGGAGCGCCUGGGUAGCCUGCAGCGCUCCCUGGCUCAGCUGGAAGCUGAGAAGCGUGAGGUGGAACGCUCGGCCCUGCGACUGGGCAAGGACCGUGUGGCCCUCAGGAGGACGCUGGACAAGGUGGAGCGGGAGAAGCUUCGCAGCCACGAGGACACGCUGCGGUUGAAUGCCGAGAAGGGCCGCCUGGACCGCACACUCUCUGGCGCUGAAUUGGAGCUGGCUGAGGCUCAGCGGCAGAUCCAGCAGUUGGAGGCCCAGGUGGUAGCCCUGGAGCAGAACCACAGUGCAGCCCGGCCGGAGGCAGACGAGCAACAACUAGAGAUGCAGCAGGAAGUGGAGCGCCUGCACAGUGCCCAGGUGCAGACAGAAUGCACCCUGGAGGCUCGGGAGCGGGCCCACCACCAGCGGGUGUCCACGCCGAAGGGACAGUUGCAGCAAGAGCUCCGCAGGACCUCGGCACCCUUCUCCCCCGCCUCUGGCACCUCAGAGAAAUGAGUCCCCUGAAUUCAGCAUCCUGAGCACAGCCAUUGAAGCAGGAGAGGGAGGCUCUUUGCAGCACAGACUGCUCAGGGUCUGGCAUCAGGAUGGGAUGAGGGAUGGGGCAGAGCUGAAGGAUGGAUUCCAGCUCUGGGCUCCACCCACAGUGGCUUCACAUUGCACCCCUCCCCUCAAACCUCUCCAGGCCACUCUCCUGGGAAGAGCCACCCAAUUGCACAAUGUUCUCCUGAGUGGCUGAGCCAGGGGUCAGGAGAGCCAUUGUCUCUGGCCAGCACCCAAGUGGAGCUCCUAGGAAGAGGCCCAGGUCCAGCCUAUUAAGGAGCUCUCUGCCUUAGUUCACUGUUGUCAGGAAGCUCCUCAGCGAGCUUAGAGCCCUUGUAUUUUUGUACCUUUUUAUCAUGUGAACUGUGGAUGGCUGUUGUGCUCUUUGUAACAUGAUGUUUUCUAGAA